UCCUUUAAUUUGAGCUCAGCUGCGGUGGGGUUCAUACACAAAGAGAGGGGGGUCUUCUUGUGUCUAAACCUUGUAAGGGAGAAGGAGAUCCAUUCGGAUUUUUUAACUCUUUGGGGCAAAACCUCACCAUUCCAAGGCUGGAUUUUUAAAUCUCCAGAACUCAAGGUUUUUCUUUUUCGAUUUUAUUUUUGUUCAGAACACCCAAAGGAAAGAAAAAGACAAUGGGAGCCAAGUUGACCAAGGAUGGAGUAGCUGUUGAGGGGAAAGCUGCUGCCGCCGACCCUACUGCUGCCAAAGCCAACGGCCAGGAAAAUGGCCAUGUCAAGACCAACGGUGAUGUUUCAGCCAAGCCCGAUGGGGAAGUAGCUGCUGCAGAUGGAAAUGGAGCUGCAGAACCAGCCAAGGAAGGCGAGGCCAGCACCGGAGAUGCCAUCGAGCCUGCUCCAGCCACCGAGGGCGAGGCCUCCAAGGCGGAGGGUGAGGCCACCAAGGAUGGCAAGAAGAAGAAGAAGUUCUCCCUGAAGAACUCCUUUAAGUUCAAGGGCAUUUCGCUGAAGAAGAGCAAGAAGGGCAGUGAGGAGGCCAAGGAGGAGGCCACCUCUCCCACAACUGAGGACAAGCCAGAGGAGAAUGGCCACACGGCUAAGGAAACCAAAGAGGAGACGCCGGCCACAGAGGCCAAAGAGGGCGAGUCUGCUGCUGCUGAUGCUGCCCCGGCACCCGAGGGAGAGACCAAGGCAGCAGAGGAGACCCCUGUGACAGAGGCUGCUUCUGUCGAGGCUGCCGCCCCUGCUGAGGACACGACACCUGCAGCCUCUGAGGGUGAAGCCAAGGCAGAGUGACUGCACCACGCAAGGGCACCUGAACUGAUUUUCCAAGAUUAAAAUAUAUAAAUAUAUAUAUGAGAGACUCGUGCCACGUUCUCAAAGUUAUAAACAAAACAAAAGAAGACGACAAAGGAUAUAUCACGUUUGCUGAUUCAACCACCAGUUCACUGCCUUUUAUUAGUUUAUCGACAGACGGAAUCUCACCGGGCCCUCUCAUGAUGAAAGCGUUGGCUUGUGUCGCCCCCUCCCCCUCAUGGUACACACAGGGACUGGCGUGUGGCGAAGGUAAUGGAUUGGAUGUGGAGCGAAUCAGGAAUACUGACUUAUUUUCCAAAUUCAUGGAGAAGCAUCCUUUUUAAACAGCGUGGCAGCCCUAUAACAUCUUUUAUUUCUUUCUCAUCUUUUUGGGAUCUAAACAUUGUCACCGUUGCGGAACGGUGUAGACCAUCUCCUUCACUCGAAAUGACUGUUAUAAGGACACAUAAAUCUUUCAAAUGAUCUUAUUAAUUUUUAAAUUCUACAUUCCUAUGUUUUACUCCCAAAUUUCAAGUAAUUUGUCAUGUAUAGAAAAGUGAAAAUAAGGAGGGGAGGUGGGAAACGAGCUAUGUCUUUGUUCGUGCAUUUCGAUUCUUUUUCUGGCUGAAACCACAUCAAGCUUCUUGAGUAUUGCAGUGUUCACAUUUCAGAGUUUAUGAUGCAGGGAUUGGGGUUGUGUACAAAAUGUGAGCUUUUUAUCUGCAAACUGUCUCUGUAAAUAUGUUUUGGCCAAUAUUUUUGGUUCUCUUUAUUUUGCUAUCGUUUGAAGAUGUUAAUGGUUUUAUUGUAACUUUUAAUAAGGGUAAAUAAAUGUUCGAUCCCCUC
Messenger RNA from Melanotaenia boesemani (Boeseman's rainbowfish), 1688 nucleotides. It is a transcript of the gene marcksl1a, whose product is annotated as MARCKS-like 1a. Gene Ontology annotation, cellular component: plasma membrane; cytoplasm. Bases 222 to 842 code for a protein of 206 amino acids. Gene Ontology annotation, molecular function: calmodulin binding; actin filament binding. The record is from RefSeq and is a predicted model, not a curated record. NCBI's taxonomy places the organism in Eukaryota, Metazoa, Chordata, Actinopteri, Atheriniformes, Melanotaeniidae. Gene Ontology annotation, biological process: actin filament organization; central nervous system development. The transcript has 2 exons.